This is a messenger RNA of Schistosoma margrebowiei, 1799 nucleotides long. The record is from the annotation of a GenBank genome assembly. Lineage: Eukaryota; Metazoa; Platyhelminthes; Trematoda; Strigeidida; Schistosomatidae.
UGCAGAAACAAAAUGCCCGCUGUUAUAUAAACUGUUCAAGGUCGGGGGGGGGAUUAAAGAAAUUGGUUAAAAAGAUGCAAGAUAUAGUUGUACCAGAUACUGCUUUAUUGUAUCAUCUUCCAAGGAAACAGUUUUUGGCUGAAUUAUGGAUUACCUCUGGGAAGCUGUUGGUGGUUCUUGAAUCUUCAUUAUUUAUUGAAGAUGUACCUCAUUCGGUGGACUUUCAAAAGGACCUCACGAUCGUAACUGAAUACAUAGCCAAUGGUGGGCGUGUUCUAUUGAUUUUAAAUACGACGGAUGUGAAUAAUUUCCCCUCAUCUAGUCUUGCUCAUUAUGCUUUACUUUCAAACGAAUCUCCUAGUUUGUUUGAAAACAAUUAUUCAUACUGGAAAUGGAUGUAUAAAGAUUCGAUUUUAACUGGUGGAUAUUAUCGCUUGGAAAUUGAUAAUGAUAAGGAGGUUGAAGUUCAAAAGGAUCAACCAUUAAUUGCUAUUCUCAGUAUUGAUUGUUUGAAAAUCGAAGCAACACAUUUGGAAAAUGCGUUCAACCUUCUUGGGAUACCGUGUAUACCUUGUGUUGAUCUGGAAGACAAUACACAUGAUAAACUACUGUCUAAUUCCCUAUCCUCAGUUCAUUUAUCCGAUUCAAAGACUUUGCAUUGUUUUACACCGGACUCUGAGAAAAAGAAGAUCGUUAAUUUUCUCAUUAAGGAAUGUUCAACGAAAUGCAAAAAAGAGAUUUCCUAUUGUUCUACUCUAUCUGAUCUUCCAUUGGGUUUCAACUGGAUAGAUUAUUUUUCAAAUCUUCAUACUGAACAUUUAGGUAAAUUGAUUGUUUGGUCAAACUCAAUGGAAUCUAGUUGGGAUUUCUGUCAACAAUUCUUUGAACGAAUCCAUCCAAAUUCUGGUCUGCUGGUAUGUUCUAAUAUUCAAUCUAAAGGGAGAGGUCGAGGAGAGAAUAAUUGGAUUAGUCCUGUUGGACAAGCUGCAUUUACAUUCCAUUUAACAUUAUCCACUCCCAAUAGUCAAAUGUUUAUGAACUGUGUGACUUGUAUACAACAUAUUGUAGCGUUGAGUAUAGUUUUGGCUUGUAGACAAUUAAUUGCUGAACAUUUAGAGAUCAUUUCAGGUGAUACUAAUUUUUGUGAUAUCAGUGAAGAAUUCCUUGUUGAUCUUCAAUAUCAUGGACCCAAAAUCCUUAUUAAAUGGCCAAAUGAUAUUUAUGUUGUCGAAAAUAUUAAUUGGUGUAAUAAUCAAGAUGUCAAUUCGACGCUGUUGCAACAAAAUAUUAUUGGAAAAUUGGCUGGUGUAUUAGUUCGUUGUCGUUUAGUUGAUUCAAAUCACGUGGAAUUAUUGAUUGGCUGUGGUAUUAAUGCAUUCAAUGAACUACCUACGAUAUGUUUAGAACAUGUAUUGAUCAAAUCCCAUCCGUGUAAUAAGAGACCAACAUUUUCAAUUGCCAAGUUAAUUUCUAUUGUAGUAAGUUACAUUGAAAGAAUAAUCACGAGGAUCUAUAAUCCGAAUUCAAAUUAUGAUCUUGGAUGGGUGCUUCACUUAUACACGAAAUGCUGGAUUCAUACUAAUCAAAAAGUUCAACUUUACGUCAAUCCAACGUUGAGUGAAAAUAACACUGGCGUAAUUGAUCAACAGCAUUCAACUGAUACGAAUACCUAUCGCAUAGUUGGUUUAGAUAAUUAUGGUUAUCUGUUAGUAGAAGAUAUAUGUACUGGAUUUCGACAUAAGUUACAUCCAGAUGGCAAUUCAAUGGAUAUGAUGCGUGGUCUAAUUAUUACGAAAUAA